GACUUGGAUGUUUCAGUCCGGGAAGAUGGUGUGCGGGGGCUUCGCUUGUUCCCGCAACGCGCUGUGCGCCCUCAACGUCGUUUACGUGCUGGUCGGGCUGCUGCUGAUUGGCGUGGCUGCCUGGGGGAAAGGCUUCGGCAUUGUCUCCAGCAUCCACAUCAUUGGAGGGGUCCUUGCUGUGGGGUUCUUCCUGCUUCUGAUCGCCAUCGUGGGACUCAUCGGUGCUGUCAACCAUCACCAAGUCAUGCUCUUCUUUUACAUGAUCAUUCUAGGGCUGGUUUUUCUUUUCCAGUUUGGAGUCUCCUGUUCAUGUCUCGCCCUCAGCACAAGCAAACAGGAAAGUCUCUUGAGCAGUGCCUGGGGAAUGCUGGACAACGAAACCAGGAGCUCAUUGGAAAAGAGUCAGAACUGCUGCGGAUUCUUCAACAGAACUACCGCAACAGACAAGGGCGGCCCUGAACGCUGCGGUGCGGAGUGCUGGGAAUCUUCUUCCGUGUGCGUCACGUGUGGCAUGAAGAUGAUGGAGCAUGCGGACGAGGCCUUGAAAAUCCUUGGUGGAGUCGGGCUCUUUUUCAGUUUCACAGAGAUCCUUGGAGUGUGGCUCGCCAUGCGCUUCAGGAACCAGAAAGACCCCAGAGCAAAUCCCAGUGCCUUUUUAUAGAGCAUCCUCUUUCUC
Messenger RNA from Euleptes europaea (tarantolino), 676 nucleotides. It is a transcript of the gene TSPAN31, whose product is annotated as tetraspanin 31. Lineage: Eukaryota; Metazoa; Chordata; Lepidosauria; Squamata; Sphaerodactylidae. The record is from RefSeq and is a predicted model, not a curated record. Bases 8 to 661 code for a protein of 217 amino acids. Gene Ontology annotation, cellular component: membrane. The transcript has 6 exons.